Molecule: messenger RNA, 1089 nt
Organism: Dictyostelium purpureum
Lineage: Eukaryota; Evosea; Eumycetozoa; Dictyosteliales; Dictyosteliaceae
Exons: 3
Coding region: 1-1089 (362 amino acids)
Biological process (GO): endocytosis
Molecular function (GO): Arp2/3 complex binding
Source: RefSeq, a predicted model, not a curated record
AUGUCGAAUAGUUCGGAAAUAGAUAAUGAUUUUAUAAUAGUAAUGCAAGAAGAAAAGACCACAUUAGAUAAAAUUGAAAAAUUAAUAAAUAAAGAAUCAUUGUCCAUUGACGAUAUACAUCAACUGAUUGAAGAAAUCCAACAACUCGAUUUUGAAAUAGCUUUAAAAACAAUUUCAAAUAAUGACUAUCAAUUCAUUAAAUUGUUAUGUAACGAGGCUAAAAAGAGCAUAGAUUUCAAAUUGGUUACAGAGAUUAUUAAAUUCAUUAAUGUUAUAGCAAAGGAAGAUAAUAAAAUUAUUGAAAUUUUAGUUGAUUUAGAAUCUUUUAAUUGGAUAAUACCAAAUUGUUUUAUAGUGGAGGAAACGGAAUCAUCAGAUUACUUAGAGACUUUAAUUCUUAUAUUUUCAAAUGGGGAUAAAAAACCACUGCCACAAAGCGAACUGCAGAAAUUAGAUGAUACAUUUUUAGACUCAUUAUUAGAGCUGGCUCUCAACUAUAAAGAUUACUAUGAAACGAAGUACAUUCAUUUAUUAUACUAUACAAUGUUUGGAUAUCAAAAAAAUAUUAUAAGUGAUGGAUAUUCACCUUUAAUUUGUAAAUUAUAUUCAAAUAAACAAGCACCAGAACUUGGACCAGAAAUGAUAGCCUUAUUAAAUAGAGCACAGUUGGAAUAUGGAUUACUGCCACAAUGUUUAUCUUUAAUAAAUGAUUUAUUCUGCUAUAGCCAAGAUUAUAAUGUACCCUGUUUCUUUUACACUCUGGAUAUCAAAGUAUUGAUCGAUAUUAUCAUUAGAGAAAUCCAUAAUCUAGAUGAAUUAGAUCCCACAAGAUGGCAAUUUUUAGAAGUUUUAUCAACCAUAAUAGAUCAUGAUGAAUACGAAAAUACCUAUGUAGAAAGCAAUAGCUACUCUUUCAAUAUAAAUAAAAAUAGCAAUGCCUCAACUGUGGAUAUAUUUUAUAAAAUCAGUGAUAUCAAAAAUGUUUUAAAUCAAUUACAAGAUGAAAGAUCAAAAGAAAAAGACCCAAGAUCCUCAAUGAUUGCGACUACAAUUUUAAAAAAGCUAAAUAAAUUAUUAAGCAGAAUAUAA